Molecule: messenger RNA, 684 nt
Organism: Cyanidioschyzon merolae strain 10D
Lineage: Eukaryota; Rhodophyta; Bangiophyceae; Cyanidiales; Cyanidiaceae
Exons: 1
Coding region: 1-684 (227 amino acids)
Source: RefSeq, a predicted model, not a curated record
AUGCUGAGCCUUUUAGACCAUACAGGUGCUCGGCAGCCGAUCGCUAUCGCUUCCUUCGGGACGCUUUGUAUUUCACAUCCGAGUGCGAGCGGACUGGGUGCAGUCUGCCCUUCUAAACAUACAGGCAAGAUACGCAUCACGACGUUGGCUGCAGUCUGCAUGCGCGAUGCGGGUACGACGUGCGCAGAGCUCACCAUUCACCGCUCGAGGUCGCUGCCUAGAUGGUACGAAUCUCGGGUACCUUUCCCCAGACCUCGAGUGGUAUCGACGAAUUCCAAAGGAAGAGAUGCACUAGUGCUCUGCGCUUUUCAUCUCAGCGAUUAUCCCUCGAAGUUGCGCUCGCACGUCGAGCGUAGGCGUGAUGUGCAUCCGCAGCAAACGGUACUUGUCCACGAUCGGAACGUCCUUAUCCUGCAGACGCCAUGGGCGGUCGCGGGUGCUCUUCGAGUCUCCGUGUAUGACCAUGACCCCGCAGUUGGAUGCACCGAUGGUCAACUCCGAGCGGUCGGCCCAGGAACUGACCUCGCGCAUACUUGCAGCGAGCGCCUCCGGGUUCGGCGCCAGCAGCAGAACUUUGUCGACAAAUAUGAGCCCCGCAAGGCGGCGCCCGUGAGGACCCUCCUUCUCUGGCUUGUCAGCGCUUGCGCAAUCAAACUCUACACCGUACUCUCGGCACCGAUCUAA